Fraxinus pennsylvanica is the source of this 1209-nucleotide messenger RNA. NCBI's taxonomy places the organism in Eukaryota, Viridiplantae, Streptophyta, Magnoliopsida, Lamiales, Oleaceae. The record is from the annotation of a GenBank genome assembly.
AUGGCCGAUGGUGAAGAGGAGCUCUGCGUUUGCCUGAGUUUCAACAGCUAUUCGACAGAUGGAAUUGCAGAAAUUGCUGCAAAAGUUACCGGAAUUAACACAAACGACGCUGUAGAAGAUGAGAACGAUGCAGACAAUAACUACGAUGAUGAUUUUGAAUUUGCUUUGGUAGGUGAAAAUCAAGGGUUUUCGGCCGAGGAGCUCUUCUAUGACGGCCAAAUCAAGCAAGUUUUUCCCGUAUUUAACCACGAUCUUUCGGUUAAAUAUGAAUAUUUUGGAAAAAGUUCAUCUGAUGAAGGAGUGGAGAGUAUUAGAAUUCCUUUGAAGAAGUUAUUUAUGGAAAAUCGCGAGAAUGAGUAUCCUUCAUCAUCCUCAUCGGAAGCCGAUGAAUUGGAGACUAUACCUCCUGGAACGUACUGCAACGGGGAAAUGGCCGAUGGUGAAGAGGAGCUCUGCGUUUGCCUGAGUUUCAACAGCUAUUCGACAGAUGGAAUUGCAGAAAUUGCUGCAAAAGUUACCGGAAUUAACACAAACGACGCUGUAGAAGAUGAGAACGAUGCAGACAAUAACUACGAUGAUGAUUUUGAAUUUGCUUUGGUAGGUGAAAAUCAAGGGUUUUCGGCCGAGGAGCUCUUCUAUGACGGCCAAAUCAAGCAAGUUUUUCCCGUAUUUAACCACGAUCUUUCGGUUAAAUAUGAAUAUUUUGGAAAAAGUUCAUCUGAUGAAGGAGUGGAGAGUAUUAGAAUUCCUUUGAAGAAGUUAUUUAUGGAAAAUCGCGAGAAUGAGUAUCCUUCAUCAUCCUCAUCGGAAGCCGAUGAAUUGGAGACUAUACCUCCGGGAACGUACUGCGUAUGGAGGCCUAAAGUCUCCGAGGCCUCGCCGAGUCAAUGUAAAAAGAGCAAGUCCACCGGAUCGGCAUCGAAGCGGUGGAAAUUUCUCGAUUUGCUCCGCCGGUGCAACAGCGAUGGCAAGGACUCUUUCGUCUUUUUAACACCGAAACACAAAGAAGAAAAAUCAAAAGCAAUUGAAAAUUCCAAAAAUUCAAAGGCGAAGCGAGUCAUCUCCGGCGAGAAAUCGGCGGCUAAAUCACCUCAUGAAAUAUUUUAUGUACUUAACAGAACAAUAAAGGAAGGUGAUAAGAAGAAAUCGUAUUUACCGUACAGGCAAGAUCUAGUAGGAGGAUUAGGCAGGAGUUUUCCAGCCUUCUAG